GUAAAGAACUUUCAUCCAGCCAUGUACUGCCAGCGCCUUGCUCUCCCACUCACCCGCUCCCUCCUCGCCUCGAGAGCCCCACUCGCUCUCCGCAUGGAGAACGCCGUCGCUGCCCGCAUGAUCAGCACCACCGUCGCCCGCAAGGACAUCGACUCUGCUGCCAAGUACAUCGGAGCUGGAGCCGCCACCGUUGGAGUCGCUGGAUCUGGAGCCGGUAUCGGAAACGUCUUCGGAGCCCUCGUCAUCGGAUACGCCCGUAACCCAUCCCUCAAGCAACAGCUCUUCUCGUACGCCAUCCUUGGAUUCGCUCUCUCCGAGGCCAUGGGACUGUUCUGCUUGACUAUGGGUUUCAUGAUCUUGUUCGCUCUCUAAAUGUUCUGUUUUAUAGCCGAUUUUUGUUUUUUUUUGUGUGUGUGGGGGGAGAAGUCCUCUCCAACGUCUAAAUUCUUCAUAAAAACAAAGAACGUAGGCUGCGGUGUCGGAUCUUCAAACUCAGUAAUCUAUUAGUU
Molecule: messenger RNA, 509 nt
Organism: Caenorhabditis elegans
Lineage: Eukaryota; Metazoa; Nematoda; Chromadorea; Rhabditida; Rhabditidae
Gene: Y82E9BR.3
Product: ATP synthase c subunit
Exons: 2
Coding region: 22-372 (116 amino acids)
Biological process (GO): proton transmembrane transport; proton motive force-driven ATP synthesis
Cellular component (GO): membrane; mitochondrial membrane; proton-transporting ATP synthase complex
Molecular function (GO): proton transmembrane transporter activity
Source: RefSeq, marked reviewed